Messenger RNA from Mugil cephalus (flathead mullet), 2596 nucleotides. RefSeq names its product BAR_ACAPs and ArfGap_ACAP domain-containing protein. The coding region runs from base 779 to 2596 and encodes 605 amino acids. Lineage: Eukaryota; Metazoa; Chordata; Actinopteri; Mugiliformes; Mugilidae. Gene Ontology annotation, cellular component: cytoplasm. The transcript is spliced from 20 exons. Gene Ontology annotation, molecular function: GTPase activator activity; protein binding. The record is from RefSeq and is a predicted model, not a curated record.
GCUGUUUCUCAGCUGUCGGUUCGCAUAGCAACAAGUUGAUAGAGCAGCAGGAUGCGGAGAGACAGCUGUUAGUCUGAAAACACCGCGAAACUGCGUUUAUUUUAUUCAGAUUACUGUCCAAACCGCACCAACACGCGGGGCGGGUGAAACUAUGGACUAGGCCCGUGGAAGAAGACUGGCGUCCGUUUACUGAGGAAUGAGUCUUCGGAGCGGAUACCGCAGCUGAGCUAACAAGCUAACAGGCUAACGGCAUCAGGAGGCUGGACUCGGCGACAGACGUCAUGGACUCCCCGUUGGACUUUUAUUUAUUAUUUUAUAAAUAUAUUAUAUAUUCGAAUUGUGCACUAUUAUAUAUAUAAUGUUAUAUAAAACCUAAAAUAUUAAAUUAAUUCAGUGUUAAUCAUUUAUUAUAGUAAAACUGUAGGUGUAGAUCCACCUCCUGGCCACUGGGGGUCGCUGUCUCUCAGCUGUCGGUUAGCAACAAGUAGGCACAACAACAGCAGGAUGCAGAGGGACAGCUGUUAGACUGCAGCGCAGAACUGCGUUUAUUUCAGGCUUCUGUCCAAACUGCACCAACAUGUGGGGCGGGCGAGAGGGAAACUAACGACUGGCUCCGUAGAAGAAGACGUUUCCCGCUCCGUGUUUGAGUUUAUUAAGAAAUGAGUCUUCGGAGCGGAUGCCGCAGCUGAGCUAACGGGCUAACAGGCUAACGGGAUGAGGAUGAGGAGGCUUUAAUAAACUUUAUCAACAGCUGGACUCGGUGACAGUAACGGACGUCAUGGACUCCCUGCUGGACUUUGAGGAGUGCGUGAAGGAUUCACCUGAGUUCAGAUUGACCCUGGAUCAGUUUGAGGGCGACGUUUCUCUCCUGGAGGCACAACUGGACAAGGUGAUGAAGCUGAGUGGGAAGAUGGUGGAGGCGGGGCAAGCGUACAGCGCAGCCAAUCAGCUGCUCCUGAGCGGCCUGGCCGAGCUCUCAGUCUACCACCAGAGGGACGCGGUCAUCACGAGUUGCCUGAACCAGUUCAACCAGGGCCUGCAGGAGAUGGUGAACUUCCACACGAUGUUGUUCGAUCAGACUCAGAGAGCCAUCAGUCACCAGCUGACCAACCUCUGCUCACAGUUUCUACCUCAGCUGUUUGAGACCCGGAGAGAGUUUGUCCGGAUCGGGGACGACCUGGAGGCGGCGGCCGUGAAAAACGCUCAGGUGUCUCGACAUAAAGCCGCUGAGGCCGAGAGGGCGAGUCACCUCCUCCUCGCCACCCGCAAAUGCUACCAGCACUUCGCCCUGGAUUACUGCCUGCAGCUCAACACGUUCAGGACGCAGCAGAAAGUCGACGUCUUAAACUCAGUUUUCUCCUUCGUCCACGCUCAGUUCACCUUCUUCCACCAAGGCUUCGACCUCCUCAGGACUCUCGUCCACGAUGAAGCAUGCUGCACCUCACAGUUGUCGAAGUUGUCGACCGAAUGCGCCGCUAAGAGGAAGGAGCUGGAGAACAGACACCUGCUGGUGCAGCAGAGGGACGCCUCUGGGGAGCCGAUGGUCGGUCCGUGUCCCAGUAGUGACGUCACCAUCCAGGGUUACCUCUUCAAACGGUCCCGGAGAAAAACUAAAACCUGGAAGAGAUGCUGGUUCAUCAUCAGAGACAAUCAGCUCGUCUACAGGAAGUCACAUAAGGAGGAGGCCAUGGUUCUGUUUGAGGAUCUCAGACUUUGUGCCGUCAAAUCCCUGGAGCACGUCGACCGGCGCUUCUGCUUCGAGCUGCUCUCCGUUCAGAAGUGCUGUGCCCUCCAGGCCGACUCGGAGCAGCUGAAGCAGGCGUGGCUCAGCGCUCUGCAGGGCAGCAUCGACCUGGCGUACAGAGAGCGAGCGGAGCCCCAGCUCACACAGCCUAAGGAGCUGCCCCCUCCCCAGUGUGGGGGGGAGGCCUCCCCGGGCCCCCCCUCCCGGAGGCCGGCCGUCCUUGCCGUGGCGCUGAGGGGCGCCGGGAACCAGCGGUGCUGCGACUGUGGGGAGGAGGAUCCUCGCUGGGCCUCCAUCAACCUGGGGGUCACCAUGUGCAUCGAGUGCUCGGGCAUCCACAGGAGUCUGGGCGUCCAUCUGUCCAAGGUCCGAUCUCUCACUCUGGACUCCUGGGAGGCCGAACAGCUGAAGCUGCUGUGCUUUCUAGGAAACGAUGUCAUGAACCAGAUCUACGAGGCUCGGUGUCCAGAGGAGGGACGAGUCAAACCCAGAGGGGACAGUCCGAGGGUGGAGAAGGAGUCAUGGAUCAAGGAGAAAUAUGUGGAGAAGAGAUUCGUCCAGAGACGGAGUCCAGACGGAGCUCAGCGUCUGAAGGACGAGGCCGGGCUGCGUCUCUAUCGGGCCUCUGUGGCGGGGGACCUGGUUGCCAUGGCAGCAGCGUUGGCGGAGGGGGCGGAGAUCAACGGGAGCAUCGGCGCCGAGGGAGGACGCACGGCGCUGAUCGGAGCCGCCGUCGGGGGGUCGCUGUCGGCCUGUGAGCUGCUGCUGCUGAACGGAGCCAACGUCAACCACCGAGACCUGAGGGGACAGGGGGCGCUGCACGCUGCUGCCACCGCUGGACACACCGGGUAA